AUGGUAGCCAGCGAUUGUUACGGUAUAUUAGGCGUUAAACCAACAGCGACAGGAGAUGAAAUUAAAAAAGCCUAUCGAAAGAAAGCUCUUCAAUAUCAUCCUGAUAAAAAUCCAUCUGUAACAGCUGAAGAAACAUUUAAAGAAAUUAAUAAAGCAUAUGAAACCUUGAGUGAUGUAGAUAAACGUCGAACGUAUGAUUUACAACAACAAAAACCUUACACUACAACAACAAAUAAAUCUUCCACACAACAAAAUAAACAAGAAACAUCAUUUAAGACAUCAUUUCAUUCACCCGGUCAACCACAUUUCACAUUUAAUUCAACAACAACGAAAAAUAAUGGUUCAACAUCAUCACGUCCUGGACAUUUUCGUUUUCAUCGUACCGGUCAAGAUCCAUUUACAACUUUUCGACAACGACAUUCAAAUUUUCCUAAUUCAUUUUUUGAUUCAUUUGGUUCAGCAGAAUCACCUUUUUUUGAUUCAACAAAUAGUCAUAUUUCAUCUGAUAAUGAUGACGAUGAUGAUGGAAUUGAUGAUGAUGGAGCAGAACAUGGUCGAAAAAAUUCAACAUUCGGAUCAGAUGAUUUUGAUUUUGAUCAUUCACCACGUCAUCCUAGUCAAACACGUUUUACAACACAAGCUCGACCAAAAUGGAAUAAUAAUUGGGCAUGUGAUAGUGAAGAAGAUACUAAACCAUCAACAUCAACUGAUAAUCAAUUUCCAUCAAUGUUUCAACAACGAUCAACUGUAGAUAAUCCAUUUAUGAUGUUUGAAAUGUUAACACGUGCUGUAUUUGAUAAAUUUUUUAAUGAUGAAUUUUUUUGGAACAAUUUAAAUUCAACAAAUCCAAAUUCUCAAAAUUUACAUUUUCCAAAUUUAAAUCAACAACAAACUCCACGUUCAACAGGAACACGUUUACGUAGUGCUUCACAACAACGACCAUCAGCAUCAACAACAAAUCGUACACGAAUACAUGUUAAUCAUGUACCAUCAUCAAAGAAAAAAGAAAAUGAUAUGCAAUUUGAAUGGUUAGGACAUCAUCCAAGACAAAAACGAACAACAUCAUCAACACGUUUUGAUCAUAAAGAUAGUGAUGAGGAAAAUAUGGAAGAAAAUUAUGUUUAUCAACAAACAAAACCAACAACAGUAAAUGCUCAUCGUUUAAGAAGACGUAUGAAUAAUAAUAAUAAUAACACUGAACAAAAAUCUUGUUCAUGUCAAUAUUGUUUUCAACCGAUGAAAUCAAGUGAAGAUCGUUUACAACAUGAAAAUACAUGUCGACAACGUCCAACUAAAACAACAACAACAGCCAGUCAACGUCAUAAAUCUCAACAACCAACAAGUACACAUGAUGAUAAAUUAUUUUCAUCAAAAUGUUCCUAUUGUCAUCAAGAAAUUCGUUUAACUGAUCGUAUUGAUCAUGAAGCACUUUGUAAACAAUUUGGAACAAAACGACAUACAACAACGAAUAGUAGUACAAAACGUUUUAAUAAUUCAAUGUCCGGUAGUCUUAAUGAUAAUAAUAAUAAUACUACUACUAAUAAUCCAUCAUCUUCCAAAUUAUCGGCCGGAAAUCUAUCAAGUGGUAUUGAACAAUUACGUACAUGCAAUCGUUGUCAUCGAAUAUUUCCUGUUUUGUCCGAUUUAUUUAAUCAUAUGUGUGAUGAUGAAGAUGAGUUAUUUCAAACAAAUCCAACUAUAUCGUCAUCAUCAAACAAACGUACCAGUGAUAAUUUAUUUCAUAAAAAUAAUAAUAAUAAUAAUAUUAAAUCAGGAUUAGAUAGUAGUUCUUUAUUUGAUAAAAAAUCUUCAUUUAAUCAGGGAGUAUCAUCUACAAGACCUCUCAAGCUCAAUCGUCGUUCAUCAUUUAAUGAUUCAUCAGUAUCUUCAUUACGUUCAAAAAAAUUAUUUUCUCCUAUUUCACCUCCAUCAUCACCAUUAAUAAGACAACAACAUACAAAUUCAACAUCAAUACAUAUACCACCAGUAAAUAAUCAUUCAAAUAAUUAUAAAUCAACAUCGCACAUUCCUUUUACGAAACGACCUCUAUUUCGACCAGAUACAAAUAAUAUAACACAUAUAUCAACACCACCUUCAUCACAAUUAUUAUUUAAUGAUAAACCACAACAUGCAUCAAGUACAUAUGUUUAUUUGAGAAAUCCCACAUCACCUGUGCGUGUCAACUCUUAA
Messenger RNA from Adineta steineri, 2190 nucleotides. Lineage: Eukaryota; Metazoa; Rotifera; Eurotatoria; Adinetida; Adinetidae. The record is from the annotation of a GenBank genome assembly.